Messenger RNA from Hemibagrus wyckioides, 5958 nucleotides. RefSeq names its product GRAM domain containing 4b (gene gramd4b). The transcript has 20 exons. The record is from RefSeq and is a predicted model, not a curated record. NCBI's taxonomy places the organism in Eukaryota, Metazoa, Chordata, Actinopteri, Siluriformes, Bagridae. Bases 403 to 2220 code for a protein of 605 amino acids. Gene Ontology annotation, biological process: negative regulation of toll-like receptor 9 signaling pathway; apoptotic process.
UAUCGCUUCAGCAAUCAGCAACAGACUGAAACCGACCAUCAACGGGCCUUGACUAGAGGGGAUGUAGCCUUUCCUCAUGUAUAUUCCUGUCAAAGCGGAAGCCUGCAUUUUUCUAUGGGGACUGCUUUUUGAUAGAUUUGGUGUUUGUAGUUAACGCUAAGCGUGCAGAAGGCGGAUUUCCCGGACGAGUUGGUGACGGAAGGAGACAAAGCUCGGAUAUUCCUGCCGUUCUUGUUGAUGCAACUUUGUUACAGGUUCCGUGCAGGGAACACGCCAAGACCAUGACCGAGGGUGACGAUUGAGGAAUAGUCUUCUGUGUCAUUCACAUGCAUCGGAUUUUGCCUGAAGAUGCAGAACUUAAAAGACAACCAUCUCUUCCCCUGAUCCAGAAACACUGGUGCCAUGUUAUUAACAGUUGCCAUCCACCAUGCUAAGAUAAAGGCGCAGAAACGUGUUCUGAAGAUGCUAAAGCGACUGGACAAGAUAAGGUUCAGAGGACAGAAGCGCGAUGAGUUCUUGGACAUUGCGGAGUCGCCCAACGCCUCGGACAGUGAAUGCAACGAUGAUCUCCUGAUGAAACCUCCAGCGUCCGUUAAAGAUGGAGAGGAAGUCCGAGACCCUGCUGGUUCAGGGUCCAUCGCCAUGGCUGCUGUUAUCCAGGACUACCAGAGGACAGAGGCGGACAGGCUCAAUGAGGUCAAGGGUCACCUUGAGAUCGCCUUACUGGAGAAGCAUUUCCUUCAGGAAGAGUUGAGGAAGCUCCGAGAGGAGAUGAACGUUGAGACACUGAAGCAGGAGCUUGAGAAAGAGAGAUUGAAACGACUCGACCUUGAACAGAAAAUGAAUGAAAUCCUAAAAACCAGACCAGAGGAUUCCCCGCCUCCUCCUUCCAAACCUCACGGUCCUGCUGUCAAUGGAACAGGAGAAAAGCAGAAGGAAUCCAUGAGCUCGAAGCUAUGGAAGUGGCUGUAUGAGCGCCUUGGUGUGUACAUAGAGGACUUUCGCUUCCAGCCUGAGGAGAACAUGGUGGAGACGGAAGAGCCACUCAGUGCGAAAAGAUUAACUGAAAAUAUGAGGCGACUCAAGCGAGGAGCUAAGCCUGUCACUAACUUCAUGAGGAACCUUUCUGCCUUAUCCAGCUGGCACUCUGUCUACACAUCAGGCAUCGCCUUCAUUAUCUAUAUGUAUGCUGUGUGGCAUGGCUGGGCAAUUCCUAUGUUUCUCUUCCUAGCUAUUCUCCGUCUGUCAUUAAAUUACCUCAUAGCGAAAGGCUGGAGGAUACAGUGGAGUAUUGUGCCUGAGGUGUCUGAGCCAGUGGAACCUCCGAAAGAAGACUUGACUGUCUCGGAGAAGUUCCAGUUAGUUCUAGAUGUGGCACAAAAAGCGCAGAACCUCUUUGGAAAGAUGUCGGACGUCCUGGAGAAAAUCAAAAACCUGUUCAUGUGGGUGCAGCCUGAAAUCACUCAGAAGUUGUACAUUGGUCUGUGGGUGGCAUUCAUUACUUCCUGCCUGCUACCAUACAAACUCUUAGGCUUCAUAAUCGGGCUCUAUGCUGGAAUCAAGUUCUUCAUCAUUGACUUCAUCUUCAAGAGCUGCCCCAAGCUUAGGGAUAAAUAUGACACGCCAUACAUUGUAUGGAAAAACCUGCCCACUGACCCACAGCUGAAGGAACGUAACAGCGGCAACAUCAGCAGACGGCAGAUCCAGCCUGUGGUCGCACGUGGAAGCCUAGUGGCCGGAGUGCCAUGUGGUGUUGGGCGUGAUGAGGAGAGUGGGCGUGCAUACAGCACCAAGAGAGGUCCUUUCCAUGAAGUCUUCAAUUUGCCUGAGAAUGAGCGCCCCCUACCAGUGUGUGAGCACGGUUGGCGCUGCUGCUUAAUCAACAGGGACAGGAAAAUGCCUACUGACUACAUACGAAAUGGCUACCUCUACGUGACAGAAAAUCACUUAUGCUUUGAGAGCUCCAGCUCCCGUUCUGCAUCCUCAAAGAAGAAUAAAGUCAUCAGACUCCAAGACAUUACAGACAUUCAGAAGUAUAAGGUUUUGUCAGUAUUGCCCGGAUCUGGGAUGGGAAUCUCAAUAGCCACACCUUCUACACAAAAGCCUCUUGUGUUUGGUGCCAUGAUUCACCGAGACGAAGCCUUUGAGGCCAUCAUCACCCAGUACACGAAGAUCAUCGGUGCCACUCCCCCUGUCACAGUGACAAACCUGGAAACGUAGAACACGUGCUGAAGAGUUUUACAAAUUUAACAAGGAGACUUCAGCUGAGGUGCAGCUUCUUCCACUUCUUCUUCUUCUUCUUCUUCUUCUUCUCCUCCUCGAAGAGGUACAGGGAUACAGAGAAAGAUAAUAAUAAAAAAAAAAAAAGGAAUCCAUGUCCCUUUGGAUGCCUGUGCUGCGUUUUUAGAAAAGUGUUUUAAACAUGGCUCCUUUGUGAUGAGACGUUUGCACCAGUGUUUUUUUUUUUGUGUGUAUCUCCUUUGGGAAUUCACUGAGUACCACUGAAAUGCUAUUACAGAGCAGGAGCUGGUUCUCCUGACAGUUUCAUGUAUCGAUCCUAGUCUUGUGUGUCAUUUUUGUGUCUUCUAUAUAAUUCUCCUCAUCUGACUUUUAAUCCUGGAGCGAGUUCUCCGUACUGUUUAUGAGACUAUUCUCAUCUGUGUUUCUCGGUGUUCUGUCAGACAACUUUUAAGCCCCCCUCUUUUUUCUUUUGAGCUUUUUUUUCUAUUGCCUCCAGCCUUGCACAUGGAGACACACUGCAGUUUGUGGUGCUGAGAUAUAGGGAAUGCCACGUAGCUGCUGCUGCCCCUUCAGAAGUGCUCAAAAAACAUAUACCAUGGCCUUUUGUUUUAAACCUUGAUGCUGCAAGCUUGGGUUUUACUUUUAAAAUUUAUGCUGGAAACUACGAUUACAACAGAGAAUCCCCUGUUUAGAAAUAUUAUCCACACCACUCCCGAACAGGAAUAUUUUGUGGCAAAUCAGAAAUCUGAUUAAUGUGAGGGGAAAAAAAAAACAUUACACAGUGGGGGACAGUAAGCAUCCAGCAUGGAUACUUAUCUUGACUGCCCUGCAGCUACAAACCACUUAAUCAUAUAUUUUAAUUUAAAUACAGUUCAUCAAUAAAAGAAGCCUGCAUCACUAGAAUUUGUUCUUUACUCACAUGCCACAGAGAAAUGCAGAAGGUGGGAUUUUGGGAUGGUGUGGAUCCAAAUAUUAAAUUUCGACUCAUAUAUGUCCCAUGAAAAGGACAAGUUAAAAAAAAAUUAGGCUUGAAAUCCCACUCUAAUCUGAUUUCUUUUCACUGCUGUGGUGUACAGAGCUGUAUGGGGAUGAAAAUUCCCCGCUAUAAGGCUGCAUGUUAACCUUGUCUCCUCCCUGCAAUCUCUCAUCACAUAAAAGACGUCCUGGAAAAGCCUUCACUCUUAUAAAUGUACCAAUGUAUAAGGAGCUCACCUAGCUUACUGUUGUGAAAAUGUGUGUGCCACAUACUGUAAAGUGAUCUCUAUUGCUGUAGUCGCUGUGGGAAUACUUUACAAUUCGUCCCACCAUACGAUCUCUGCCCCCAUUCCCAUGCAGCUCUCUCUAGCGUGUAACUGAUGCACCUUAACGGCUCAUCUUCAGAUAGGGUUGGGAAUGAUGGGGUUAACCUUUUUGAGUAAUCAGUGUUUCUUCCGAAUCAUGCUUUUUUUUAUUCAUUCUAUACGCUCAUACAAUAAGCACAACCACACCAUGAAGUCUUAUCAUGAACUGAAUGUGUAAGAGGUGUGAAAGGAUGUCCUGUUCUCGCAUAUUCCUGUCUGCUGUGUGUGUAACCAAACUUGAACUAUUACAUGCUCCUUGCUGCAGCUAUGCUUCCCUUAAACCCUUUGCACAAACAACCGAACCUUUCGCCUAGAUGUAUAGGCCAUAUAAAGGAAUACUCCAGAUAUACUCCAGCUAACCAUCUAUCCAUUGUGUCUGUACGCUGUUUCACCCAGAAAUCCUGGGUUUUGUUUUUUUUUUUCUUUUACAUUUUAUAAUGGUUGUCUAAAGGCAGUCAAUAAAUUGUCAGUAAAUUUUUGCACGACUAUGUGAGCACAAAACAUUCUUUAAGAUUACAACAGCAGUUCAUAGGUCCAAAUCUACAGUAUCCAGGUAAAUCAAGGUGGAAAACUUCGUUAUAAUCUGCAAAUCAAUAGAGUCUUAUCAAAUUCUGUAGACUUUAAGUUUUAUCCAGCUUUUGAAUUGUGUAACAAUACAUUAAAGUCGAUUUAGUGACGCUCUCAGGUGAUCCUCUGUUUUAUACUAUAAGCCACACUACUAUAGUAGUAACACAUUGCCACAGAUUAUUCCAUCUGAAAAAAUAGUUCCAUGUCAAGUGUAAAUAAUCCAUUAAACCUUAGUUUACAAAAAUCUUUGCCUAUAGAAUUUGUCAUUGAGUUGAGUAUAAACAUUUACUGACUGCACUUAGACUUCUAUAAUAUGUGAUUUUUCAUGUAUAAUAAAAUGACAGAGAAUUGUCUUGGUUGUAGUAGUUGCCGAAAGCUGCUACAGGCACAGUAAAAAGAUUAUAUAUUACAUUUUUGUUUUAUGUAAUUAAUUUUAUGAUCUUAUUUUUAUAAUUUGUGCAUCCCAAUCCAUUUCACGCUAGCCUCUUCACAGUGUAGUAGGUACUUUUCUGCCAUCUGUCUCAUUACUUGUUAAACCAUUACGAAUCCAAACAUGCCCCCCCCCUUUUAUCCAGAAACAAUUUUAUUAUGCCAGUCUAUUGUUAAGGGGAAAAACUCCUCAUGUCGAUAUCACUUACUAAGCCUAUGUACUCAACUAGCCACAUGAUUCUGUGCUAACCAGCACUUUAUACAAGUAGCAUUUGUGUAUACGUGUGUGUGUGUGUGUGUGUGUUGUUUCUGUUCCUACUGCUAUUCUGUUCCUACUGCACAUUAUUCUUGUUAAUUAGCUGUCCGUGUCUCACUUUGUGCUUUCACUCGUUUUCCUCGCCGUCUUGUUAAACGGAGUCACCACUGAUUUAACUCUAAAUGUUCAGUGCUGUGACUAAGAGUUUCGGGUUCUCACCGAGUGUAAAAUGCAAUCGGCUAAUACAACAUUGAAUCGUUUACAGUUUUCAUUUGAGCCUUGAAGCUCCGAGUAAUUAAUGUAGCUCACAAGUAAUCAUAGGAAUCGUAAGACCUCAGCGAAGAUCCAGACUGCACAUUAGAGAAGAAGCACAGAAUCUCCUGGAAACGAUUUGCCAAAUAUUAUGUCUGUAUUACUGUUUGUUGUUUGCUAUGCCCUUUACCUGCUCUGUCUACAGAGUUACAUAAUUGUCUUGGCCUAGUUUGAACCCUGGAGAGGUCCAGGGGCAUGAGAAUGGGCCCCACAGUUUUUGUGGUAAAUGUCUGUGGUACUUUAAGGUACUGAGGGUUUAAAUUGAGUAUGUAAAAUCAGCUGAUAUGUUAAAGAGGCUCUGUUUUUUAGUUGGUCUUCUGUCUUGUUUUUCAUCGUUCAGCAUACCCAAGCAGGAAAGCAGAUAUUAGGGACCUUCUCUUUCACCCCUUUUUGCCGGACAUUUAAAAGAAAAUGUUUCGUCUGAUUUGGUUGUCUGUGUUUAUAUGGUUAGCCAAAGACUAACAGUGUUUUGUUUAGUUUUUUUUUUGGGUUGUUUUGUUUUUAACUUUUUAGUGGAACCCAUGAGAAGAAAGAAACCCAUGUAUAGAACACAGUAAAUCAUUAGCCUCAGAUUAAUUCAUCGAUGCCGUUUUUAAAACUUUGUGCGCAUGCCGAUGGUUAUUUUCUUUUGUUUGGUUACUCAAUCAGUCAGUAAGCUGUAGAGCUGCCCUGUGAAGGUUUCACACACACACACACAAAAGAAGAAAAAAAACAGAAAAUUAUGUUAAACAAGCCUCUGAACAGUUUUUAAAGAAGUUGUCUAAUAAAAUUGUGUUGUACCUUUUUUCUAUUUAAGUAAAAUAAUUUAACAUA